AUGACCGCCCACUCUGGUAGAAGUCGCACCUCCAACUAUCUCAAAGAGCCAAAAACCCACAUCCCAAGCUCCACAAUGUCUGACACUGCAGCCUACUCUAUCGCGACGCACGUCGCCGUCCCGCAGAAGGCGCCCUACGGCGUUGAUGUGGAGGAAGGGAAGACCUACUACUGGUGCACAUGUGGUCUGAGCAAAAAUCAACCUUUCUGCGACGGGAGUCACCAGACUUACAACGCGGAACACAAGACGACACUGAAGCCCAUGGCGUUUACCGCGAAGAAGACAGAGAAGGCAUAUCUUUGCGGCUGCAAGCAGACAAAGAAUCCGCCAUUUUGCGAUGGGUCGCAUACAAAGCUGUGA
Trypanosoma conorhini is the source of this 360-nucleotide messenger RNA. RefSeq names its product glutamate synthase domain protein. NCBI's taxonomy places the organism in Eukaryota, Euglenozoa, Kinetoplastea, Trypanosomatida, Trypanosomatidae. Bases 1 to 360 code for a protein of 119 amino acids. The record is from RefSeq and is a predicted model, not a curated record. Gene Ontology annotation, molecular function: 2 iron, 2 sulfur cluster binding. The transcript has a single exon. Gene Ontology annotation, cellular component: intracellular membrane-bounded organelle.